Molecule: messenger RNA, 1236 nt
Organism: Lingula anatina
Lineage: Eukaryota; Metazoa; Brachiopoda; Lingulata; Lingulida; Lingulidae
Biological process (GO): anatomical structure development
Molecular function (GO): collagen binding; protein binding; calcium ion binding
Source: RefSeq, a predicted model, not a curated record
GGUAAAUCAGAAGGCCAAAUACCCCCUGGUUUUUGUGUCUAAUUGGUGUACAGCUGUAUGUGUGGAGUCUGGGACAGAUCAUGUAUGAGGACUUGGUAAGAUAAGAUGCCCCCCAUAUGUUAUUUUCCCACACUUGUCCUUCACAUUUUACUUCAGCUGUGGCUGUGUCAGGGGGGCUUGACCACCAGGGAUAUCAUUAUUUGAAUUACAAGAAACUAAAUGAUGGGUGUGUUUACAGCAUUUUUGGCAUGUCUCUUAGUGUCUUUUGUGCUUGGCCAGCAGGCCUGUAUUAGUAAGCUUUGUCCGGAGGAAUAUAUACCAGUAUGUGGCUCUGAUAUGAUGACAUAUGGAAAUGACUGUGAACUGGAAAUUGCUGUUUGCAUCUUUAAUGGAAAAGGACAGACAUUGUCAAAGAUUGGUGAUGGAGAGUGUUCUCAAUUUACCACUACUACAGUGAAAACAACUACAAUAAAACCAACCACAACUACGAAGCCAACUACCACUGCUGAACCAACAACCACAGUACCAACAACAACAACAACAACAGUACCAACCACCACAAAACCAACAACCACAGUACCAACCACCACGGAACCAACAACCACAGUACCAACAACCACAGUAACAACCACCACAGUACCAACCACCACAGAACCAACCACCACAGUACCAACAACCACAGUACCAACAACCACAGUACCAACAACCACAGAACCAACAACCACAGUACCAACAACCACAGUACCAACAACCACAGUGCCAACCACCACAGUGCCAACCACCGCAGAACCAACAACCACAGUAGCAAUCACCACAGAACCAACAUCCACAACAGUACCGCCAACUACCAGUACCACAAUGAAAAUAACCACAACUACUAAACCUUCAACAACACCAAAAUGUGUGUAUGGUGGCUGUGGCUCUAAACAGUAUGUGUGUGGUACUGAUGGCAAGACAUACCUUUGUGCAAAUCAUUUGGACCAUGUUAAUUGCCGUAGUGGCAGUAAUGUUAAGAUUGAACGUUAUGGGCGUUGUUUAAAGACCACUCCAGUACCCACAACAGUGACCACAACUACUCCUUCAACAACUACAACUACUACUACUACCACUGUACCAACUCAUACCACAAAAUAUCCUGGAUUUGGGGUUUGUGACUACAAUGGGUGUCCAAGUAUUCAGUGGCUAUGUGGAACUGAUGGAAAAUCCUAUAUCUGUGAGUUAUUGGGAUAUAUUUAA